This is a messenger RNA of Ophidiomyces ophidiicola, 969 nucleotides long. RefSeq lists its product as uncharacterized. NCBI's taxonomy places the organism in Eukaryota, Fungi, Ascomycota, Eurotiomycetes, Onygenales, Onygenaceae. The record is from RefSeq and is a predicted model, not a curated record. Bases 1 to 969 code for a protein of 322 amino acids. Gene Ontology annotation, molecular function: methyltransferase activity. The transcript has 2 exons.
AUGGAGCCACAGCCGCCGCAAAUCUGGACACUAGUUCCCGCUGGCCGCUUUCCUAUGGAUCAAAACCAAGCAGAAAACGCCAUUAUUGAGGUUGAGGAUGACGUUGACUCCUCUUAUGGAGAUGAUAGCGAUACUUCAUCCAUAACCACCUCACUCUAUUCACUGAUCACCAGCCAUGUGUAUGAGAAUGGAAGGAGAUACAAUAGCUACAGAUUUGGCACAUACUGGGGCCCAAAUGAUGAGCAGGCGUCCGAUAAUCUUGAUCUCUUCCACCACGUAUUUAACCUUACAUUUGGAGGGAGGUCAUUUCUCGCGCCCAUAGAUAGCAAUCCCCAACGUGUCCUUGACCUAGGUACUGGAACUGGUAUCUGGGCGAUUGACUUUGCGGACGAAUUCCCGUCAGCGUCUGUCAUCGCAACGGAUGUGUCUCCAAUUCAACCGACAUUGGUGCCGCCCAACCUCGAAUUCCAAAUUGAUGAUUUUUGUGAGCCUUGGACAUUCAAGAAGGGCAGCUUUGACUACAUACACGCAAGAUCAAUAUAUGGCUGCAGCUCUGAUUACCCCGCGCUUUAUGAAGAAACCCUCGCUCACUUGAAGCCAGGUGGCUGGUUUGAACAAGCGGAGAUCAGCGUUGUAGCACAGUCUGACGAUGAAUCAAUCAAAGGAACGGCCAUCGAUCAUUGGGGUCCGCUAGCACUCAAAGUGGGCGAAAAAUUUGGCAAAUCCUUUCGUAUCGCUGAAGAAAUGACAGAUUUAAUCAAGGCCGCCGGUUUUGUCAAUGUCACUAAACACACUUUCCAGUGGCCCAUUGGCACUUGGCCGAAAGACCGAAAAUUAAAAGAGAUAGGUGCUUAUAAUAAACUAGGCUGGGAAGAAGGGUUAGAUGGAUGGGCGAAGUUUCUUUUCACCAAAUUUCUCGGGGUCAGUUCUCAUCGCAACGCAGAGCUGAUUUGGUCUCGCAUCGCUUAA